Messenger RNA from Lobosporangium transversale, 2489 nucleotides. Its product is annotated as glycosyltransferase family 20-domain-containing protein. Gene Ontology annotation, molecular function: alpha,alpha-trehalose-phosphate synthase (UDP-forming) activity. The transcript is spliced from 5 exons. Lineage: Eukaryota; Fungi; Mortierellomycota; Mortierellomycetes; Mortierellales; Mortierellaceae. The record is from RefSeq and is a predicted model, not a curated record. Gene Ontology annotation, cellular component: alpha,alpha-trehalose-phosphate synthase complex (UDP-forming); cytosol. Bases 1 to 2379 code for a protein of 792 amino acids. Gene Ontology annotation, biological process: trehalose biosynthetic process.
AUGCACUCAGCAGAGGCACAAUUGACAGAACUAGCUGCCACUGCCAACAAGGACAAGGACGACCUCCGCCUACUGGUAGUUUCAAACCGCUUGCCUGUAACCAUCACCAAGGAUGCCUCUGGCGCCUAUCAGUACAAGAUGUCCUCUGGAGGACUGGUCUCAGCUUUGUCUGGACUGAAGCGAAUGAUGAAAUUUACAUGGAUUGGUUGGCCAGGAAUCGAUAUUCCACUUGAAGAGAGAGCACUUGUCCAGAAGGAGCUUCUAGAAAAGCAUUCAUGCAUGCCAGUCUUUAUCGACGACGAGAUUGCAGACAUGCAUUAUAAUGGGUUCUCAAAUAGCAUUCUCUGGCCUCUCUUCCACUACCACCCCGGUGAGAUCUCGUUCAAUGAAGAUGACUGGGGCGCAUACCAACAGGCGAACCAGCUCUUUGCCAAGGCUAUCAAUGAAAUUGUCCGUGAUGGUGAUCUAGUCUGGGUCCAGGAUUAUCAUUUGAUGCUUCUACCUAAACUUCUUCGAGAAGAAACCGUUGUCCAAGGACCCUCCGGGCGUGCGAGGAACAUCAAGAUCGGUUUCUUCUUACACACGCCCUUCCCCAGUAGCGAGGUGUAUCGUAUUCUGCCUGUGAGAAAAGAGAUCUUGCUCGGUGUCCUCAACUCGGACUUAAUUGGAUUCCAUACCUACGACUAUGCCCGCCAUUUCCUCUCUUCUUGCACACGCAUUCUUGGUCUUUCGACCAUGCCAAACGGUGUCGACUUCCAAGGCCGAUAUGCUCAUGUUGGGACAUUCCCCAUCGGUAUUGAUCCUGAAAAGUUUGCAGAGGGCUUAAAGGAACCUACUGUCAUCGAGCGUAUCAAGACUCUUCGUGAGAAAUUUAAGGGCGUUAAAUUGAUUGUUGGUGUUGAUCGUCUGGACUACAUCAAGGGUGUCCCUCAAAAGCUUCAUGCGCUUGAAGUAUUCCUAUCCGAGCAUCCUGAAUGGAUCGGCAAAGUGGUAUUGGUGCAGGUCGCUGUUCCUUCGCGUCAGGACGUUGAGGAAUACCAGAGUUUACGUGCUGAGGUCAAUGAAUUGGUCGGUCGCAUCAACGGAAUGUAUGGCACAAUUGAAUUCCAGCCCAUCCAUUUCUUGCACAAGUCUGUUAACUUCCAGGAGCUAGUGGCCCUCUAUGCUGCCUCAGAUGUUUGCCUGAUCUCGAGUACUCGUGAUGGAAUGAACUUGGUUAGCUAUGAGUACAUCUGUUGUCAGCAAGAAAACCAUGGUGUUAUGAUCCUCAGUGAAUUUGCUGGCGCUGCUCAGAGCUUGAACGGAUCAAUUAUUGUCAACCCAUGGAACACUGGUGAGCUUGCGGAUGCCAUCCAUGAAGCAGUGACCAUGCCUGAAGAGACAAAGAAGAGCAACCACCAGAAGCUCUUCAGAUAUGUAAACAAGUACACGGCCGCAUACUGGGGCUUGAGCUUCGUGAAUGAGUUGAGAAGGGUAUCAGAAGAGUUUGACCAUCGUAUGGCUUUACCUAAGCUGACGAUUAGACAUGUUUUGCAGGCCCGCAAUAAUUCGACUCGUAAUAAGGUUGUCUUCUUUGACUACGACGGCACUUUGACUACUACUCACAAGCUCCCUGAGUUUGCCAACCCUGCCAGUCGUACAAUUGACAAGCUGCGUGCACUGGCUGCUCAGCCAAAUACUUUUGUCUACAUUCUUUCGGGUCGUGACAGGAAACACUUAGAUGCAUGGUUCCGUGACUGUAAUGUGGGUCUGUCUGCAGAGCAUGGAUGCUUCUACAGGCAUCCUACUAGUGUCGCCAAAGCAAUCAAACCCGCUUCAGAUUCUCAAGAUCCAACCAAGUCUGUCAAGGAUGCUGGAGAUGGCUGGUUCCGUUCUGUUGAUCAAGUUGAUGCCAGUUGGCGCGAGACCAUCCGUCCACUGUUCAAGCACUAUACUGAACGCACCCCUGGCAGUUUCAUUGAAGAGAAGGAGAUUAACAUGACAUGGCACUAUCGUGAGGCAGACCCUGAGUUUGGCACAUGGCAGGCGACUGAAUUACAGGUCAACUUGGAAAAGCUGUUGGCUCACAUGGCAUUAUCAAUCAUUUUGGGCAAUAAGACGCUGGAGUUGCGACCUAGUAGCAUUGACAAAUCAACGAGCGUCAAGGCCAUUCUGAGAGACCUUCAAGCUGACGUUGGUCCUGUUGACUUUAUUUUGUGCGUAGGAGAUGGAAAGACUGACGAGGCUGUGUUCUCGUGUCUUGGAAAUGAAAGUAUUGUGGGGCCUGAUGCUAAGGAGGUGAUCACAUGUACUGUAGGUCAAAAACAGACAGAGGCCAAGUUCUAUCUUGCGGAUGUUCCGGAAGUUGAGAAGCUCCUCGAGGAUAUGUCAAAGAGCUAGACAAGGAUGGUUUGUUCACUGAUAAAAUUUUGAUUGCAGCAAUCUGUCAAUAAAAAAAAUCGAAAAAAGGACUGUCUAAUCACCAAAUUACAAAUACAAGACAUGGCGUG